CUAUGACGCCGUGCGGCAGUCUGCGCUGAAUUCUGCGCGAGAUCAAUUGCGCGCUAGUAAUGAAGCACGCAAUUAUUAUUUUUUGUAUUGUAUUCCAUUGAUUCUCCAUUGUAUUGAUUCCCAUCAUCCUCGGAGGCGAGCAGCGGGUGCCUGUGGGGCUCGUUGUGAGGGGUCCAUAACCUAACCUAACCUCUCCUAUUAACCCCUACCCUUAGAAGUGAACCCUAAGAAGCAUCAAAGGGAAGAUCAUGGCACCCAGCAUCAGCAAGGAUAUUACUACGGUCCCCUUUCUUUUUUCUAGUUAAGUAGGUCGGCUCCACCACGACAACUAUUGGAUUGAGGCUAGUGAUGGACUGCUCUCUUUAACAAAGGAGGACGAACAUGAACAGCAACAGCGUGGCCAGCGGAGUCCGAGGGGCGUCAAAAUCACCACGUCAGCCAGCUUAUCCGAAACUUGCGUUCCACAGCUACUGCUUUUCAUCCUCGGCGCAUUACUCGUUUCGUACGCGUACUACAGUUAAGUACGUAGCUUGAAGGACCUUUAAAGGUCGUGUAGCUUAGAGGUCGUCGUGUGCCUGUUACCGUUUGCUCUGCCUCUUCAUCUGAGGGAUCAGUCAUUGUGACUGAGAUUGAUCAUUGAUAUGCCUAGCAACAGGUUUUGUUAAAUUUUGCACUGUUAGAAGAAAGGCGAAAGAGAAACACGACCAGAGGAAAGGUUCACGACCUCUAAUACAGUUUGAAGCACAUCCAUUUGUCGGGCUGUGUUAUUCUGGUUUUUGGUGUGCUCAUAUCCUCAUUUGGUGGCGCACAACUAGCCAUAAAGUGGAGACGAUCGUCCUCUUCAGGGGAUCAAGGUAGCUCUCUCAGCACCAUAGGCAGUGGAAGAACAAGAUCUCCAACCGAGGUAGAAGGCAGUACAGGAGCGACAGGGGAUGUUGUACUCGGUGGGGAGGAAGUAGAUGGACAGAGUGGGAGACACGAAGAAUCAGACUCUUCAGCCUCGUCUGGAGGAAAGAAGCUUUUCCGGAUACCUUGUAUGCCUUGGCCAUGUUGUGCGAGUAUUUUUAUGAAGGAGAGUCUGCACUGAACUCUGCCUUUGCUCCUAGUUCUUGACCAUUGUAAAUCGUAGGGGCAGUAGCGUAGUUUGUUAAGGAGAUUAAGAGCUCCCCCCUACGCCGGUAGCUACGCGGAAAAUAUGUAGGCAGGUUCUUCACGGAACUCGCUCGCGAUACAAAAAAAAAAAGUGCGCGAUUAGUUGUAUUGUAUUGUUUUAUCGUGUGUAUGUGUAUCAAGGCAGCUGCGCUUGUUCUCGUACUCAUCCAGUCAUCUCCACUUCGCAUAGAGAUUGAAGAUAUCAUCGCUUUUUUAUAAUUUGAUUUUGAUUUGAAGAUUUCUUUUUCUCCGACAAUCUCUACCUCCUGCUCUGUAUCCUUCAACGCCUCUAACCCCCGAUGCAACUGCCAUCCCCCUCUCCAACUACUUCUCUAACCUCCUAUGCAACUGCUACCUCAUUUGCGGAUUACCACCUCGGGCUCUCUACCAAGGCGCUGCUUUUGCUGUGGUAGCGAGCGUUUUCUUCUUUUCCUAUAGUUGCAGACAUUCGAAGUUGGGUGGUACAUCGAGGCUCCGUCAUUUCACACUAGAAGAGAUGGAUCUUCAACAACUGUCAGAUAGCGGAGGUGGGGGAACCCGUGCAGCACCGCCAAAGCACGACUACGAAAGAGUAGUUGACAAGAACAGGCAGCAGGUUGUUAUCAUCGGAAAAAAAACCUCGGCGAGUGGUGGAAUGCCCUCUCCUGUUUCUAUCAAGGGGUCUGUGCUGGAAUAGACGGGUAGUUUCUAUCAAGGGACCCUGUUCAAGAGCACUCGACUACAGGAAGACAGUCCAUUUUCCUCAGCCUUGAUCGCCAUGAGGAAAAAUCAACAAAAAAAAACAACAAUUAUCAUGUGCCAACCUUAACUGACGUGAUGUCGCUAAGCUAAAGAGGGCUUAGUGCUUGUAAAACGUGAG
Molecule: messenger RNA, 2011 nt
Organism: Amoebophrya sp. A25
Lineage: Eukaryota; Dinophyceae; Syndiniales; Amoebophryaceae
Source: the annotation of a GenBank genome assembly